Molecule: messenger RNA, 231 nt
Organism: Fusarium verticillioides 7600
Lineage: Eukaryota; Fungi; Ascomycota; Sordariomycetes; Hypocreales; Nectriaceae
Exons: 2
Coding region: 1-231 (76 amino acids)
Source: RefSeq, a predicted model, not a curated record
AUGCUUGCCGAUACGAAGUGGGAGUACAGAGUCUCGUAUAAGAUUCAACGAUUGCGGCAAAAGGCGUUGUUCCUGGGACCACAACAGAAGAAGAUGAAGACUAUUGCCUCCAACUUCCAGGCAAAGCAAUGCACAGCUCAGCACAGCACAGCACAGCCGCAGUUGUCAGGCGCUCGCGAGGCGCGAGGUUGGUUGGUUGGCUAUCCCGUCCAGUCAGCUUGGCUUGGCUGA